Molecule: messenger RNA, 10400 nt
Organism: Thamnophis elegans (Western terrestrial garter snake)
Lineage: Eukaryota; Metazoa; Chordata; Lepidosauria; Squamata; Natricidae
Gene: BICRAL
Product: BRD4 interacting chromatin remodeling complex associated protein like
Exons: 12
Coding region: 4203-7460 (1085 amino acids)
Biological process (GO): positive regulation of DNA-templated transcription
Cellular component (GO): SWI/SNF complex
Source: RefSeq, a predicted model, not a curated record
GAUGAAAGAAAGAUGAAAGGAAAAAGGGGAGAAGGGGAAAGGAGGAAAGUGCAGAAUAAAGAUGGAAAUCAAGGAAGAUAGGAAGGAACAAAGGAAAUGGGGGGGAGGUAGGUAGGAAAGAGGUGGGAGAACCUGAAGAAGCCAAAUUUUUCCCCUCUUCGAUUUCCACUUUUCACUAGUUACACCAGGGGUGAAAUGCUACUGAUUCACCCAAACUAGUAGUAAAAAAUAGUACCGGUUUGGGCAAACCGGUAGUUUCUAUGAUCAGCUUUGCGACAAUCAGCUGUACCGUGUGAUUUGUAUUCAAACCCUGCUUUCUAGUGAACCCAAAUUGCGUGGCACAGCUGUUCCCCUCCUUGCUGUUCUACUUACCAUUACAGAUUCAGAAAAGGCUUCUUAAUCCUCCUUUUUCAGCACUGCAUAAUAGCUCCUGCGAUGCGCAUGCACAUAUGAAGCAAACCGGUAGUGAAGCCAACUGUUAGCAGACUUAUUCACCUCUGAGUUACAACAAGAAACAGCACCUCCAUGAUUUGACAUUCCAUAGGUUUGGUAAUUAACCAUAAAAUAAAACCAUAGGUUUGCCAUCACGGCUCUAGGCUGUCUGGAUGAGGAGUUCUUAAAUGUUCUACCCAGGACUCAUUUUGUCCCAGUUCUAGGAAAACAAUCCAGAAAUACAGAAUUCUACCAAUUAUGAAAUACAACAGAGUAUCAAAAUAAUAAUGCAAUUUUACAUGUAGUUAAAGUUGGUAGAGUAAUAAAAAAAGACAACUGAAAACACAGAAUUUGAAAAUCAAUACAGUCAGUUCAACUAUUGUAAACUACUGUGAUUACUUAUUACCUCUUUGAAUAUAUUCUUGGGAUUCAGCACAUAUCUUUUUUAAAAUAGAGGCAGAUUAUCUGGGUAUUCUGUUUGGAUAUCCAUAAGCAAGGCCUCUCCCCACCCCGAAGAUUCACAGAAUAUGACUCUGCUUUGCUCAAAAUAAACUUCCACCUAUGACAUCUGGGAUUCAGCUAAUAAAUUAGAUGUUAUCCAUUACCAAUUGGUUCUUGGUGGAACAAAAGGUCCAAUCUGGUUUUCUUCAGUUCUUCCUUUGAAUUGCAUAGGAGAAACUCUUUUUGGGAAACAAAAGUAGAGGUCAGUUAAUAAAGUGCUUUAGGGUACAUUGAAGAGCAUACCAAAAGCAGAGUUUUGUCACAAUUACUCAGAUGUCUUGACACCAUUCCCACUAUUACAUCUAAAAGGCCCUAUACGUUUUGAAGGUGAAAGGUUAACAUGAGAGCAACUAUCAGAUGCCUUACCCCAGUUGCAUAUUUCUAUGACUGAACUGGUGGAUGUAGUUUCAAAUAAAUCUCAGCAGAGACAGAAAUAAAUAUAUCAGUUAUCUAAAAGAAAUGAAAACACGUCAGCAAUCUUAGAGUACACCAAGUUCAGGAAUGCUCUGUAAAUUAUGAAGUACACUUAAUUUAAGACCUUAGUUAUGAUGGUUUAUACCUAAAAUAAAGAAAACUAAAUCUAAAAGCAAAGACUGAAGAACAUGCUAUAUGUUGUUACUAUGUAAGAUAAUUAAAAUAUUCUUGAUCCUUAACUCAGAUGAAUAUUAAAAUGUCUUGACGCUUUGUAGUUUAGCUUGUAAUCCUAUACACACAAUACAACCCAAUGACAUAAAUUCUUGCCUUAAAGUAUAACUGAACUCAACAAGGUUUACUUUAUAUAUAUACUUAUACAUAUACAUAUACAUACAUACAUGGAAAGAUUACAAUAAAUUAUUUCUCAGCUGUCAGACAUCAUACAUGCACAUGUAUACAGGUACUUGAAGAAAAGCAUAGCUUAAACUUCUUUCUAAAAAUAGUGGAAGCAAUAGUACCGAGGAUGGGGGAUUAAAGUUUUCCCAACAGUUAUGCAAUUAGCAAUUUUCCCUUCAAGGAAGUUCAUUUUGCUGAAUAGCACACAAAAGCAAAUAGAGGACAGAAUAAAAAUAAGAUAUUGGCAAGGCUUUUCUUACGCUAGUAAACAUUCCAUAGAAGGAUAUAUUUAAAAGUAUGGUUCCUACAGAAUAUUCUGUUCAUAAAGUAACAGAAAUGUAAUUGUAAAUACUGUUCCUUCUAUGUUUAACAGUUAAAUAUAUUUAAAACUUAUUUUCUGUCUUUUGGGCAUAUACAGCAAGAGAUACCUAAAAAGCACUUAAAAAGUGCUUAAAAGUACUUGUAAGAUAUUUUUAAUUAUAGAGUCAAAAGAUUGGAGGGAUUGAAAGGGAUCUUGAAAAUAAUCUAAUUUGACUCCUUCAAACCUGUGCAGGAAUUCACUAAUACAAUAUUUCUGACAGAUGCUGAUAUAGCCUCUUUUUAAAUACUUCAAAUGGAAAGUCUACCAGUCUUGGAACAGUCUUGGUAAACUGCUCUUACUAUUAGCAAUUUUUCUCCUGAUGGCCAAAUAAAAUUAUUUUCUUGUAAAAUGUAUUUUGUGAUCCAUCAAGAUCCUUUUGGCACAUGGCUUUUUUGCUCAAUGUUUCUGUUUGACAAGAUCCUGCUGAAUCUUAAUACUUCCUGUAAGCUGGUAGAAUUUCAUGACAUACAUCACUGAAUGCUUUGCUGAAGUUGGGAUCUGUGUCCACAUGUCCACACUUCUGUGAUCAAUUAAACUGGUAUUCUCUCAGAAAAGAUUAAUUUGGAUUGCCAUUACUUGUUCAUCAUGGUUCUUGCCAAGCAAUGCUAUUUUCUAAAUCCUGGCAAACUGACUACUCAAUGAUUUGUCUCUUGGUCUGUGUCAACAUCAACCUGUCCUGCCUUAAUUAUUUAGCUCGUGGUUUUCUCCUCUUUUGAAGACAGGAAAACAUUAGGUCUACUUCACUACACCUAUCCUUUAUGAUCUUCAAAGGUCAUAAGAAAGAGGUCUUGAGAUGAUAUCUGCAGAUUGUUAAUGGUAGCUAGUUACUACAUCUUAUUUGAGUUAUUUUGAGUUGCUGUACACACUUGAGUUGUUUCACACAUUGUUUUAAUAGGUCCAUUUCAACACAAUUCUUCCUGGUGCGGAAGACAGAACAAAGUAAGAUCUGAGCUCUGCUCUUUCCUUUUCAUCUUACUAUUCUGCCAACCUCUUAUCAGCUGGUUCAUUCCUUUCUUUUUUCUACUGACAAAUUAGCUCUUUUUUUUGCAGUUAACUUUCCUUUGCAAGUCUAAAUUUCUUUUGCACUUCAGCCUUUACUUUUGUUUCUAAACUGGCCCAAAAGAAACAAUUAAGUUUAUAUCUUUUUCUUAGUAUUCUGAAACAUUUAUGAAGCCCAUUAAAACGAACCCAUCCAUGGUAGUUUUAAAUAUUUCAGUGCACAAUGAAAAAAAAAUCUUUAAAUCAAAAUAAUGAAUAUAUUUCUGUUUCUAUAUUUAUCUUUGUAUUUGGAUAGCAUUAACUAUAGAUACUAUUUUGGAGGUCUUGGGGGACCAAAAAGAUGCAUUAUAUACUCUAAACUUAAAUUUGCUGUCUUGCAACUCUUCUUUUGACAGCAUAGUAAUAAUGAGAAAGAAGUCAGGACCCAAUAAAGUUGAUAGAACUGCAUGGGCAGCUCAUUUUUUUUAACCUGUAACAUGCAGUUCCGUUUAAAUAAUCCCAAACCUUUUCCACUUCCUUUGUUUACGUCAUUUGAGGGAGGGAAGGAAAGAGGAGAAUUUAAGUUAAAGCAAUGCUUUUCUUGUUUUCUCAAGAAAAAAAUAAUAAUCCAGCAACGGACCAAAGGGGUUAGUAAAUCGUAACGUUGGUUCCAUUAGAGGAGGACACUCAGUCAUUUUCCCGAUUAACUAAAAGUAAAGUUUUUGCUUUCCUGCGAAGGAUCAAGAGAUUAUACCUUUGAAGCUUCAAACUCAGCUUUUUUUUCAAAGCAAACCCAAUCUUUCGAAAGUGUCUUCUUCGCCCAGCGUAAAGGCAGGCAGGCAGCAGCAGCGAGCGAUAGUUCAGUACCGCCGCUCCUAAUAAUGUAUGUGAAUGCGGUAGCGGCGUCCCCGCAGCCUCUGAGCCUCUCUCCUCGCCUUGUAGCUGGAACUCCCGCACUGGGCUCUCGCUAUCCUCGCUCUCUCUUCCUUGCUCGCUCGCUCUCUCGCUCCCUCUCUCCCCCCUCCCUCUCUCGCUCUCUCGCUCUCUCUUACACUGCCAGCCCCUGAUGUGAUGGCGAAGAAACCCCGUUGACAAGGCACUGCUUUUUCAUGACGUUGUCAUGGAUGAUGAUGAUGAUGAAGCCUGUCUCUUUGAUCUUAUCGGAGAUCCACAGGCACUGAAUUACUUUCUACACGGAGGGGGUAGUAAAUCUAACAGUGAAGACUUGAGUAACAUAGGAUAUUCUGCAGCCAACUCAAAUUCCAUUUUUGCCAAUGCCAGUAGCUCUGAUCCUAAGUCAUCGAUCAAAGGUGUUGGUGGUCAGCUUGGAGAAGGGUCUAAUGAUGGACUACAGUUGCCAAAUACUCUUCAGUUUCUUGAUGAUGAACUUGAAUCAUCUCCAUUGCCUGAUCUUAGUGAAGAUCAGCCUUUUGAUAUCCUCCAGAAAUCUUUGCAAGAAGCUAAUAUUACUGAGCAGACUUUGGCAGAAGAGGCUUAUUUGGAUGCCAACAUAAGCUCCAAUCACCAGUUUGCACAAACACAGCUUCAUCCUUCCUCAUCAGCAUCUUUUACUCAGGCUUCUAAUGUUUCUAAUUACUCAGGUCAAACGCUGCAACCUAUUGGAGUUACUCAAGUAGUACAGCCACCAGUUGGAGCAUCUUUUGCAAGCAAUACAGUUGGUGUGCAACAUGGCUUUAUGCAACAUGUGGGGAUCAGUGUUCCCAGUCAGCAUCUGUCAAACAGUCAGAUUGGUAAUUCUGGACAAAUACAACUAAUUGGUUCAUUUAGUAAUCAACCCUCUAUGAUGGCCAUAAAUAAUCUUGAAGGAUCUCAUAUUAUAUUGAAAGGUGGUGGACAACAAGCACCUGCAAAUAUGAGUGGUGGACUUUUGGUUCAUAGACAAACUCCUAAUGGCAACUCAUUGUUUGGCAAUUCAAAUUCAAGCCCAGUAGCACAACCUGUAACUGUUCCAUUUAAUAGUACAAAUUUUCAGGCAUCUUUGCCUGUACACAACAUCAUUAUACAGAGGGGUCUUGCUCCAAAUUCUAACAAAAUUCCCAUCAAUAUUCAACCCAAACCCAUUCAGAUGGGACAGCAAGCCACUUACAAUGUAAAUAGUUUAGGAAUACAGCAGCAUCAUGUACAACAAGGGAUUCCCUUUGCUUCAUCAAAUUCCCCGCAGAAUUCAGUAGUUGGUCCACAUAUGUCUGUUAAUAUUGUUAGUCAACAAAAUUCAAGAAAACCAGUUACUUCCCAAACAGUAAGUAAUGCCAGUGGUAGCAUUGUUAUCCAUUCUCCAAUGGGACAACCUCAUACGUCUCAGAAUCAGUUUCUUAUACCCACAAGUCUCUCUGUAAAUCCCAGUCCAGUUCAUCAUGUCCAGACUGUAAAUGGACAGCUGCUUCAGAAUCAGUCUUCACAACUUGUUCCCAGCCAAGUAUCCACUGAGCAUGUUAUGCUAAAUAGAAACUCUACGAAUAUGCUCAGAAGUAACCAAGCAUAUUCAGGACAAAUGCUGAAUAAUCAGAAUGCUGUACAGUUAGUUUCUGGCCAGACAUUUGCUCCUUCUGGAAACCAAGUUAUAGUCAACCAUGGAACUUCUCAAAUUGUUGGUGGUCAGAUUCCACUACAACAAUCCUCUUCCGCUGUAUUACAUUUAUCGCCAAACCAAGGAAACCUUUCCCAAGGCAGAACAGGAUUUUCAACAGCAUCUCCUGGACAGGCAACUGGUUCAAAUAUAUCUUCAAGUAAUCGUUUUACUGUUGUGAGUUCCUCUGCUACAGUACAUCCAAACAUUGGCUCAUCAGCUCAGUCUGUAGCUUCAAGUGGAAGUUUUUCUGGAGAUCAGCUUACACAGCAAAAUAGAACUCAGUUGUCAGUCAGUGUAUCACAUCGACUUCCAGUUUCUUCUUCAAAACCUGUCAGCACUUUUAGUCACACAUCAAUAACCCAGUCACCAUUUUCGUUUGGACAGAUUCAAAAAAAAGCAACCAACCUGGCAUCUUCUGUUGUAUCAUCAAAAUCACAGGACAACUUGAGACAGCCACAGUCAACAAAUCUUUUAGGACAAGAUGCUGGAGCCAAAAUCAUGCAACAACCUAUAGGAACAGUGUUACCACACCAGGAAAAAACAGCAGGGUCAUCACUUGCUCAAACAAAUGUGCAGGUGGAUGGUCAUAUAGUAGGACAAAAGAGACCUGCUGCAAAACAAUUAACCAAAGGAGCCUUCAUUCUACAGCAAUUACAGAGGGACCAGGCACAGGCUGUAACUCCUGACAAAAGUCAAUUCAGAUCUUUAAGGGAUGCAGUCCAGAGACUUCUUUCAUAUCAUGUGUGUCAGGGAUCACCACCAACUGAAGAGGAUUUAAGGAAAGUGGAUAAUGAAUUCGAAUCUGCAGCAACACAGCUUCUAAAGAGAACACAGUCAAUGCUAAAUAAAUACAGAUGUCUUCUAUUGGAAGAUGCAAUGAGGAUAAAUCCUUCAGCAGAAAUGGUAAUGAUUGACAGGAUGUUUAACCAAGAAGAAAGACAAGCUCUGUCCCGGGAUAAACGUCUUGCAAUAGUUGAUCCUGAUGGCUUUCUGGCAGACUUUUGUUGCUCAUCCACACAAUUUGACAAGAGUGCUAAUGACACGCAGCUUCCUGACAGUAAUCAUCAAAUUAGCAAAUCUUUAACUUUUCCAAACCAGACUGCUAAUACCCAAAUGAGAGACAAGUCAAGCACAGCAGAGUCUUCAAUGUGCAACAAACUUCAUGUAGUGCCUAACAAUAUUGUGAGUCCACCACAAGAAAACAUUUCUGUUAAAAAAGCAGAUCUUGCAAAAGCUUUAACAUUUGAGAAAUGCUCCUCUGAAAGCUGCUCUCCCGAAAGCCAACAUACGUCUCCUUCUGAACAAAAAAUUGCUCUUAAAGGUCUUGACAAAUUGAAUGAAAAUUCUUUAGCUUCUAAAAAUCAUUCAUCUAAAAUCUUAUCAAAUGCAGAUCGUGGUACACAUAAUAAAACCUGUUGGAAUACAGUUGAUUCUCAUUCAGAAACAGCAUAUAAUCAUUCCCUCCAAGAUAAAACUCCUCGGAAUUCUCCAAAGAAUGUGGAUUUGCCACCAGACAACUGGAAAGUUUCUGGAAAACCCCAAAAGGAUUUGCUUGUCAAUAAGAGUUUAGAAACUACAUUCAAAAAUAUAUUAGAACUGAAAAAGACUGAAAGGCAGCCACAAAGUGAGGCGGCUGCUGGUGGCUCUCUAGAGUUAGAGUAUCCUAACUGUUUACUUAUUCCUCCGCAGGAAAACUGCCUGGAGAAGUUUAUUCCAGACCACAGUGAAAGCAUUGUAGAAACUGACUCUCUUUUAGAAGCUGCUGUAAAUAGUAUCUUAGAGUGUUAAUAGUUACAGUACUGUGGACAAAUCUCCCUUAGAAACAAAUGUGAAAGAUACCACAAGUACAGCCUGACAUGUGUACUUUCUAAAGUAGGUUCUUUUCUUUGUUUGAGAGCAAUACUCAUUGUGGUUACAGUGAGGUAUCCAGUAAUGUAAAACCUUAAGAGAAAGCUGUUUGGUAAGGCCUAUUCAUUGGCUGUGAUUGAAUGUAAUUCUCAACCAUGUUCUUCACCAUUUCAAGAAUGAUUCUCGGUGAGCCUUUCCCUUCCCUCUCUUCUUCCAACUCAACUGCACUGGUAAGAUCAGAAGCUUUUGUUUCUAUUUUAGACUAUAGUUUAAUGUGUUGCCUGAGGUUGAACCUAUAAUUAAUAAUUAAACCGGAUUCAUGAACUGUGAUUUACAGUUGUUGGCUUUUCAAUAGCUACAAUUAGGGUUGGAUAAUCCAAAGUUGGCAACAUGACAAAACUCUGGUUAAUAAAAUAUGGAACAGAAAAUUCCUAACAUCUUUAUCAUGAUCUGUGGCUGAGUGUUACACUCUUAACCACCAGAUUACAUUGCUUGCAUAAAAACUUUUAAUGUUGCAGCUUAAUGAAACAUUAAUUUACUAAACCCUAUAUAAUGUAGUAUACCGGUAUUGACAAUCACAGUCUACUAAGAAAUGUAUUAAAUACCGUCAAUAAUUGACAUUUAAUAAGAAAAAUGCUCUCUAUAUCUCCUGUCAAGAUUUAAAUCUCUGUGGUUAAAAAUUCUAGAGUUUAGCUCUUUACAGAAAUGUCUUUGUCAGGUUUACAAGAAAUAGAGAAAAAAUUGUAAACUGAGAAAUUAUAAGCAGAGUUUACAGAGCUUUAUACUUCAAGUGCUAUUCAGCUGCUCCAUAAGCAGAAACCAAUAUAAUUCAGAGGAAUGACAUUGUAUAGUUUAAGUUACAAUGUGGUAUGGAACAAUAAACAUAAAGUUUAGAAAAGCUAGUAGAUGGGAAAUUUUAAAAAGAGGCUAUAAAGUAGUCAUGCACAUACCAUAUACAUAAAAAACACAUUUUUGAUUGACACAUUGAUUCUUCUGCAAAAGCUUUUGUAUUUUAUAAUUGGAUAUAAUCAACUAAAUAUUUCUGAAAUGGUAUAAUGUUUUUCUAAACCAAGUAUGACAAGCAUUUUUACUUAAAAAUUGUGUUGUUAUAGUAGAUGUUUAUAGUUUAAGGAGUAAUAGCCUUAAUCUGAACAAAUUAAAGGACAGUGUUAUUUUGGUUGUUUCUGCUUCUAAUUGUUCAGAAUGUUAAUCCAUUUGCAGCAGUGGUCAUGUUACCAAAACACAUACAAACCAAAGUUAAAUUUCUGUACAUUAAUAACAAAAUUACAUGUAAAAGCAUAUAACUCAUAAUCUAGAGCCAAAGGAACCUCAUGCAUGGUUUGCAUUUGGCUGGUGAUCAUAUUGAUAAUGUAAAUUUCUUUAUUAUUUAAAUCUACAAAUUUUAGGUUGCCAGGCUUAAGGAAAAUUAUACAAGCUUUCUUUAAUGCUGUUUCAUACAAUUAUGCCUGCUCAAAAGGACAGAGAACUGUGAUUUAUAAGACACUUUGUCUGCAGCUUCUCUUUACAGAAAUAUUCAAAAUUUAUUGAGGACUUACUGAUCCUAAUUUGAUGGGGAUCUUUCUCUUGCAUUCAGCUGUAAAGCCCUAUGUAGUUUUGCUAUAUAGCAAUGACGAACUGGUUGUCAGUCAGAUUGCCAGAAUUGUUUAGAGUCAUAUUUUCCUUUCUUUAUUCCAAAUAAUGUAAUGCAAAACUGUAUUCUGUUAUAUUAUUCAACACAGAACACACCACCAUCCUUGUGUUGUGACCACAUUGCCAUUUUAAUAAAAUAUUUAAUUCAGCAAAAGGGUAACAACAGUUAAUGUACAAUCCACACAUAAUAGGAAUAGAAACAUGGAGUUUAUUGCCUCCUUUUAAAAAAAAGUAUGUGAUUCUGAAGUCACAGACUUAUGAUUUUGUACACUUCAUGGCAACCAUAAUUUAAAUAGCUGUAAUUUUCACAAAUUUAUUUUUUGCGAGGAUGGCUUUAAUUAUUUGUUUUUUUUUUUUAAGAAAUAUAAAGAGAGUAGAAGGUGCUUUUCCCUCAAGGUUUUGUGAAGGAAACAUAAUUGAACUGUAACCAUAAUGAGGUAAUUUGGAAAGCAGGGUGUAUAUUGCACCAGUCAUAAAUUAGUUUAACUAGUAUCUGAUUGGAAAUGUAAAACAAAAAUAUUCACAUUUGUACAACUUCUUAUUUUGGUUUUACCUUCUAGUGUAAAGUUUCCAUUGUAUGUACAGAAUAUUCUGAACCUAAAUACCAAAAUAAAGUGUAUAUGUUUUGAAUCUUAGGUGAGAGUUUAAUUUUAGAUAACGUCUUAGCCAAGACAUCUGAAAUGCACUUCAUCAAUGUGGAUUAAAUCAUACCUAUAUUUAUCCCAGGAUUUUGUGCUGGGAACCCACUGAACAAAGUUCAGCUGAAUUAACCUGGGAUAGCUAAUGUAUUUUAUUUAUUAAACUGAACUUGGUUUUAGAGUUCUGAAUAUUUUAAAUGGUAAUGCAGUAAAAAUAUUUUUGUUCAUUGUAAAGAAACAAAGUGUGAAUUUGUUAUGCAGCCCAUGGUCCUGAAUCCAGUGAAGGCCAUUUAUUUGUGCUUACUUGCUUUGUAGAUUUGGUCUCUUGACUACCUGAUGUCUUUCCACAUUGUCUAAAGUUAAAACAUUUUUAGAUGGCAACUAUAACAAAAUUGAUUCAACAAGGUCAGCAUAACUGAUCUGUUAGAUUUGGGAGGCCUUACAGACUGACUUUACUGAAAGAGGAUGUGUCACUUUUUGUCAAUGUAAUAUGAACUUCAUUUGCUUAAAAACUUUCAUUUGUAUAGUAUGUCUCACUUGAAAUUGCUUUGUAUACAUUUUGUAAAAAUAUUUAUAAAAUGUUUUGUAAAAA